UUGAGGCCAAAAAAAGAAAUAAAAUUGGAAAAAGAAAAGUAAAAAAUCGUAAAACAAUUAAAGAAACCGAAAAAAAUAAAUUCACGCGGGCGAACCGGGAGGAAAUGAACCAUAAUUCGAGUCGGUCCAAUCAAUCCCAGUUUACAAACCGAGCGUUUGAAAGACGCUAAAUUAACUUGAAUACAACGUGAGCCGGUCGAACCGGCCAAAUCAAUUCCGGUUAACAAACCGAGCGUCGGAGAGACGCUACAUUGACUUGAAUACAACGCAGAAACUCCUUGUUUAUAUACUCAGCCUCCUCCUCCACUUUUCAUUGUACGUUAAAAAAAAAACUUUGAGGCUUUUUGAUUCCGGCGAGGUCUUUGCUUCUUCCUCCUCCUUCUCCGUCGUCUCCGUCGUCUCCACAUUCGUGCUUCAGCCUUCAGGUUACAUUCCUCAAUUCCUCUCUCUGAGUCUACGACGAACGACACCGCUUUCGUUAACAGUUUCGGCGGUUUCUUCACUCCUGAACCCUAAUUUUUCCGACUUCGGACAAACGAGUACGGAAAUUUCCGGUUCUUUAUCUUGUGUGACAUUCGUGAGACGUAGUUUUAGGCUAGAAGAAACAAUUCCUUUGGCUGAGGUCAGAGUCGUGAAUAUAUAGACGAAGAUGUUUGGUUCUUCUAAUAAUCCUUUUGGACAGUCAUCUAACAGCAGUCCAUUUGGGACCCAAACUCAAUCUUUGUUUGGGCAGACCAAUAACCCGAGUAAUAAUCCUUUUGCUCCGAAACCCUUUGGUACUUCUACUCCUUUUGGCGCACAGACAGGGAGUUCUAUGUUUGGGGGCACUUCAACCGGUGUGUUUGGUGCACCUCAAACUUCUUCACCUUUUGGUGCUUCACCACAAGCGUUUGGGAGCUCUACUCCGGCCUUUGGAGCAUCUUCUGCUCCUGCAUUUGGUAGUUCAACGUCACCUUUUGGUGGCACUUCUACGUUUGGUCAGAAGUCUUUUGGCCUCUCAACACCUCAGUCAAGUCCUUUCGGAAGCACCACACAGCAAUCACAGCCUGCCUUUGGAAACAGCACUUUUGGUUCGUCUACACCUUUUGGUACCUCUAGCACGCCUGCCUUUGGUGCCUCAAACACUUCCGCAUUUGGCGCCUCAAACACUUCCGCAUUUGGCGCCUCAAACACUUCCGCGUUUGGAGCCACAAGCACACCCGGGUUUGGUGCCACAAGCACACCCGGAUUUGGUGCCACUAGCACACCUGGGUUUGGUGCAUCAAGCACGUCUGCCUUUGGCUCCAAUAACACACCUGCUUUUGGUGCUGCAACUACUCCUUCAUUCGGCUCCUCGAGCUCACCUGCAUUUGGCGUGUCACCUGCUCCAGCCUUUGGUAGCUCUGGCAAUGCAUUUGGUAACAAUGCCUUCAGUUCUGGAGGUGCUUUUGGUGCAUCAAGCACUCCUGCGUUUGGGGCAUCUAACACUCCUGCCUUUGGGGCAUCAAGCACUCCUGCGUUUGGGGCAUCUAACACUCCUGCCUUUGGGGCAUCAAGUACCCCAUCUUUUAAUUUCGGUUCUUCCCCAGCUUUUGGACAGUCUACCUCAGCAUUUGGUAGCAGUUCCUUUGGUUCUACACAAUCUACCUUUGGAGCCCAAGGUGCACAGGCUUCGACCCCAACAUUUGGGGGUCAAUCAACUAUUGGGGGUCAACAAGGGGGGAGUAGGGUCAUGCCUUAUGCACCUACAACUGAGCCAGCAUCGGGCACUAGUAACCAGACUGAGAGGCUACAAUCUAUAUCUGCCAUGCCUGCAUACAAAGAAAAAAACCAGGAGGAGCUUAGGUGGGAGGACUACCAGCGAGGAGAUAAAGGUGGACAACGUCCUGUUGGUCAAUCUCUUGGAGGUACUGGAUUUGGUGUAACAAAUUCUCAGCCUAUAUUCUCUUCGUCAUCAGCUUUUAGCCAGACACCUGCAAAUCCAGCAAACCCUUUUUCAAGCUCAAUAGCCACUAGCGGUUUUGCACAGACGACUCCAACAACUAACACAAUUUUUCCCCCUUCCUUUGGUCAUCCCACUACCCCAUCCUUUGGUCAACCCACUACCCCAUCCAUGUUUGGGUCAACUGUAUCAAAUACUACAUCCGUUUUUGGACCAUCCCCUAGUUUUGCAACAAACACAUCACAGCCAGUUGGUUCAUCAAUAUUUGGUUCAGCUCCUGCACAUGGGUCAACUCCAGCAUUUAACAAUGGUGGAAAUUUUAACAACAGUCAGUCAUCUCCGCUGUUUGGUUCAAACCCCUCAUAUGCACAGAAUACCACUCCUGCAUUCAGCCAGACUAGUUCUUUGUUUGCACAGAAUACCACUCCUGCAUUAGGACAGACUAGUCCUGCACUUGGACAGAGUAACUUUCUCAGUACACCUAUCACUGGCUCUGCGAACAUGUUUUCAAGCUCUGCAUCCCUAACUACAAACAUCUCUCCCUUUGGUCAAACAACACCUGCUGUUACACCCUUUCAAUCAGCUCAGCCAACUCAACCAUUAGGUGCUUUUGGUUUCAACAACUUUGGUCAAACCCAAAUAGGUGGAAUGGGAACUUUUAGCCAAGGCAACUUUAAGCAAGUGCCUGCGAUGGGUAACUCUGCUGUUAUGCAACCAACUCCUGUUACAAACCCAUUUGGAACACUUCCUGCUUUGCCUCAGAUUUCAAUUGCUCAAGGUGGAAAUUCACCUUCGAUUCAGUAUGGUAUCUCCAGCAUGCCUGUCGUUGAUAAGCCUGCUCCAGUUAGAGUAUUACCACUCCUAACUUCUCGACACUUUUUACAAAGACGGGUCAGGCUACCUACAAGAAAAUACCGUCCCGGUGAUGAUGGUCCAAAGGUUCCAUUCUUCAGCGAUGAAGAGGAGAAUUCCAGUACACCAAAGGCUGAUGCGUUUUUCAUUCCAAGGGAAAACCCUAGAGCUCUAUUUAUACGCCCAGUUGAAAGGGUAAAAUCAGAACGUCCAAAGGAUAGCCCGACCCCACUGCAGGAGAACGGUAAGAAGUCGAAUGGGGUUACUAAUGGAGCCAACCAUGAGAAAAAGGAUAACGGUGAAAUUCGUGAAGCUACCCCGGCCAAAGCCAAUCAGAAAACAAAGGGGACACAUGAAAAUGAAAUUCGUGAAGCUACCCCGGCCAAAGCCAAUCAGAAAACAAACGGGACACAUGAAAAUCAUGGAGGCAACAAAGAAGGUUCACACAGUUCACCAAGUGGAGCAGAUAUCGAGUCAUUGAUGCCGAAGUUGCAUCACUCUGAAUAUUUCACAGAGCCUCGGAUCCCAGAACUGGCUGCAAAAGAAAGGGUUGAACCGGGUUAUUGCAAGCGGGUAAAGGACUUUGUUGUUGGGAGACACGGUUGCGGGAGUAUAAAGUUUCUAGGAGAGACGGAUGUGUGUAAACUCGACCUGGAAAUGGUGGUUCAGUUCAAAAACCGAGAAGUGAAUGUGUACAUGGACGAGAGCAAAAAACCACCAGUGGGUCAAGGAUUGAAUAAGCCGGCGGUAGUAACUUUGCUGAACAUAAAAUGUAUGGACAAGAAGACUGGUACGCAAGUGAAGGAAGGCGAGAGAUUGGACAAGUACAAGGAAAUGCUGAAGAGGAAAGCUGAGGAACAAGGAGCUCAGUUUGUGUCUUAUGAUCCUGUGAAUGGCGAGUGGACUUUCAAGGUCGAACAUUUCAGUUCCUACAAGCUUGGAGAUGAAGAUGAUGUGUAGUAACUAGAAAGAUCAUAUGUAGACUAGUGUCCCGUUUUUUUUUGGUUCUGUUUUUACUUUUUGGGGUUUGUCUAUUGGUCUGUUUUUGCAAUAUAAUGUCAAAAUGAUGUCUUUUGCAAUAUAAUGUCAACCUCUCUUUUCUAUCAGUUUUAUUAGGAAAAAUU
This is a messenger RNA of Arabidopsis lyrata subsp. lyrata, 3897 nucleotides long. Its product is annotated as nuclear pore complex protein NUP98B. The coding region runs from base 650 to 3733 and encodes 1027 amino acids. The record is from RefSeq and is a predicted model, not a curated record. Gene Ontology annotation, molecular function: structural constituent of nuclear pore. Lineage: Eukaryota; Viridiplantae; Streptophyta; Magnoliopsida; Brassicales; Brassicaceae. Gene Ontology annotation, biological process: protein import into nucleus; RNA export from nucleus; post-transcriptional tethering of RNA polymerase II gene DNA at nuclear periphery. The transcript has 13 exons. Gene Ontology annotation, cellular component: nuclear pore; nuclear pore cytoplasmic filaments.